AUGGACGACGAACGACAAGGAGCACAAGGCGAGCCGGUCAUCGUCGUUGCGAGUCCGAGCAGGCCUUGGAAUAUCAUUGACGACGGUGAUGAAGAAGCACUCCAUCAGAAGCACCAUUCUCGGCACGCCGGCAUCGCGCCUGCCCUCUAUUACCCCUUGGGUGCUCCGCCGGCCGCGUUCGGUGUUGCCAACCAGCAGCGACCCCCUUGGGAAGACGUUGGGAGGUCAUCUGAAGCUCCUUUCCGUAAACGAGAACGCCCUACAAGUGCCUCGACGCCAUUUAAGCACAGCACGGGUUCAGAUCGGCAGCACAGCAAUGAGGGGGAAAAAGAGGCUGCACCCACGCCAGUCGAGCAUCACGGCGCGGCCGAUGGCUGCAAAGAAGACGAGCGGCUCGCACACCCACGCUUUCAGUCCUUGGAUCUCUACACGAGCAGUGCUCCCACGUUUGCCUCGUCAUCAUCCUCGUCUAGGCGACCGACACCCGAGAGUAGUAGCGGCAGUGGUGCGCUAACAGAUGGUCAUGAACGAAGAAAGAAGAACCACCGUCGAAAGCCUGACCCAGACCAGGAGUCAGCCCCGCCUCGACCGCCUAAUGCUUUUAUUCUCUAUCGUUCCGCUCACUCGGCAGCUGCUUCCAGCGCACUUCCACCGUCAACAGGUCCGACGACAGGCUCGAGAAAACGGACGGGUGCCACGGCAGUCGAUGUCGACAAUCAGCUCGAAGCAGGCACCAACCAUUCACCUGCGACGCCGACGCAGCAGCAGUCGCUGAGCAAGUCCAUUGCAGAGCGUUGGAAUUCGGAGCCGCAAGCAGUCAAAGAUUUCUGGUACACCGAGGCGCAAAAGAAGAAGAAGCUCCACGAGCUCAUGUAUCCCGGCUACAAGUUUCAGCCUCGUUCUUCGGAGAAGGUCAGGCAGGAGCGAGAGGCAAGAGCCACAAAGAGAAACGAAGACGCCAGCAAGUCAGAGACGAGAACAAGAGGAAGGAGCAGCAGUCGGGCGAGCGCCGCGUCUGGAAAGUCGUCCGGAAAGAAGCCGUACGCAGACGAGAGCAGCGUCAAACAACGGGGCAGGGCACGCGCAGCCGCUGGUGCUGACCAACAGCAAAGCAAGAGCAGCGGCAACAGUAGUAUUCGGAGCAGCAUCAGUAGUAGUAGCGGCAGCAGCAGCGUCCUUCCAGCAGCCACUCCUUCGACGACUUCCUCCAAAUCUGCAACGCCAUCGUCUCCCGUUGUUGUGCAUGGCGAUGUGUUCUCGGAAGACGUGACACCUGCCAAGGCGGCAAGCUCGGACAGCAGACUCAACCCGAAUGCUAUUUCGAGCUCUAUCCUUGCCAUACCCAUGACGAGCUCUCCCAUCGACAUGUCUGCCUUUGAGUCUCAACCCACGAACGCAUUCCGGUCGGGCGACGACGCUACACCAACCUCAGAUCGACAAAGUGCUUCUACAGAGGCACCUCUUGCUGAUUCAACACCUUCUUUCUCGUUUCCCGUUCCUCCCAGUAACGGCCCAAUUCGUGUUGAGGUCGACAUUGAGCGCCUGCUUAGGCUCGACUCGGCAACCUUGUGUGAACUUCUCGGCAUUCCGGCAAGUCCCUCUCCUCCUUCGGGGCUCAACACCGUUCUGACGCCACCAAACGAUUCCGCACCUGCUGGUUACGGCGCCUCGCAUCAAUCCGGUCUGCCAUCGCCGAGCCAAUGGCGCUCUCUUGUCACAACGCCUUCCCUCUUCUCCGGCCAGCUCCUCCAUUCCCCUCAGCUUCAGACUCUCGGUGUCGAUCUUACUCAUCGAUCCUUGCCAAUCCUCGAAACCGACGGGCAGACGACUCAAGAAAUUCAUCCUCCUCAUCACCUUCCUUUUUGGCGAUCUUCCUCUGCAUCGACGACGACCACAACGACGACAACUACCACGACGACGCGAACGACGAGAUUGACAUCCUCGUCAUUUAUGGGCUCCUCUCCUCCUUCCGCGAUGCCUUUAUUGGCAUCCUCCGACAACCCUCCUUCGACCGGUAUAACUCUGCCAGACGCCUCGCCAGAGCCUGGAACGCUCUGGGAGGUCGUUGGGAGCAUCGAUAGCGACAAGAGCUCCUCCAUGGAUCACACUGGUGGCCUCUAA
This is a messenger RNA of Acaromyces ingoldii, 2121 nucleotides long. RefSeq lists its product as hypothetical. Lineage: Eukaryota; Fungi; Basidiomycota; Exobasidiomycetes; Exobasidiales; Cryptobasidiaceae. The record is from RefSeq and is a predicted model, not a curated record. Gene Ontology annotation, biological process: cell differentiation; anatomical structure morphogenesis; regulation of transcription by RNA polymerase II. Gene Ontology annotation, molecular function: RNA polymerase II cis-regulatory region sequence-specific DNA binding; DNA-binding transcription factor activity, RNA polymerase II-specific. The transcript has 2 exons. Bases 1 to 2121 code for a protein of 706 amino acids.